AUGGAAAAAGUACAACAAGAAGUAACAGAAAUAGCACAAGGGAGAUCAAUGAUUGUGGAGAAGGACUUAGAGAAAAUGUAUUAUCUUAAAGCCAUCAUCAAGGAGACCUUACGUUUGCAUACUCCAGUUCCACUACUUAUUCCUCGAGAAUCAACACAAGAUGUGAAACUAAUGGGGUAUGACAUUCCAGCUGGCACACAAGUGAGUGUGAAUGCUUGGGCCAUAGGAAGAGAUCCUACCUUAUGGGAAGAACCAGAGGAAUUUAGGCCUGAAAGGUUCUUGAACACUUCCACAGAUUACAAAGGGCUUCACUUUGAACUGCUUCCAUUUGGUGGUGGUCGAAGAGGGUGCCCUGGAAUUCAAUUCGCUAUAGUCAUCAUUGAAUUAGCAUUAGCAAAUGUGAUAUACAAGUUCGAUUUGGCAUUACCAAAUAGGGUCAAAGGCAAGGAUUUGGACAUGAGUGAGAAGUAUGGCCUUGUUGUGCACAAGAAAUCUCCUUUAAUUGUCGUGGCAACUUCUCGUUUCUAG
This is a messenger RNA of Lactuca virosa, 528 nucleotides long. The record is from the annotation of a GenBank genome assembly. Lineage: Eukaryota; Viridiplantae; Streptophyta; Magnoliopsida; Asterales; Asteraceae.